Molecule: messenger RNA, 2244 nt
Organism: Chenopodium quinoa (quinoa)
Lineage: Eukaryota; Viridiplantae; Streptophyta; Magnoliopsida; Caryophyllales; Amaranthaceae
Product: polygalacturonase QRT3-like
Exons: 3
Coding region: 268-1794 (508 amino acids)
Molecular function (GO): polygalacturonase activity
Source: RefSeq, a predicted model, not a curated record
CUAACUAGUGAGGUGUUAUAUGUAUGAGCAAUUAGGAAAAAGAGCUUAAUCCCAUAUUCUUUGCUUAAUUGUCUCAUUUUUAGUUAGCCCCUCUUCUUUCCAUGUCCCACCUUUUUUUUCUCCCCCCAAAACCAUAUUUUAUACAAUUAUAUUUAUUUAUAACCUAUGCUUUUCAUUCACCUUAUUUCUCUUUGCUUCUUCGUUCUCCUUUUGAACAACAACAACAACAACAAAAUUUAGUAGAGGAGAAAAGAGCUAAAGAGUUUGAUGAUGAUAGCUUCAUUAAUGACAACAAAAACUCUCCUUCUACUCCUUAAUUGUCUUGUAAUCAUAGAAUUAAUCAGUCAUCUUAUGUUGAUUGAAGUUUACGGGGCUAAUAAUAAUAAUCUUCGUAACGAUGAUCAUCAUGAUUUUAUUAGAAGAAAAAUGCAGGCUAUUAAGGAUUCUAUUUCUUCACCACCUUCCUCAUUAAUCUCUCCUUCUCCUACUCUCGCUCCCUCCUCCUCGGGUACGGUAGGGAGCACCCUUGUUUAUCACGUGUCGACGUAUGGGGCGGAUCCAACGGGGAAGAGUGAUAGUACGGAAGCAUUAAUGAAGGUGCUUUCGGAUGCUAGUAAGAGUAUAAGCAAUGGUGUGUUAAUAGAUGGGAUUAGUAAUCUUGGUGGUGUACAAAUUAAUCUUGAUGGUGGGAUUUACUUAAUUAGUCGUCCUCUCCAAUUUCCUACUACCAACAUUGGUAAUAUUGUGAUGCAUGGAGGAACUCUAUUAGCAUCAGACAAUUUUGCAACGGAUCGAUAUCUUAUUGAACUUUCAGCAUCACCCCCUUCUCAAAUCAGCAAAGAAAACACAACUUCUUCAACAGAUCAAAACCUUAGCAGCUCAUCCUACAACUUUGAGUACAUAACAUUCAGAGACCUUAUGUUAGAUUGCAACUAUAAAGGCGGUGGCAUUGCUGUUAUAAAUACUCUUAGAGUUAGCAUAGAUAAUUGUUACAUUGUUCAUUUUAUGUCCGAGGGCAUUCGAGUUGAGAGUGGACACGAAACUCUGAUCCGAAGUUCCUACUUGGGACAACACAUUACAGCCGGGAAUGAUCCGGGUGAAAGAAACUUCACAGGCACAGCAAUAACCCUUAUGGGAAACGACAACGUUGUGAAUGAUGUCGUAAUAUUUUCAGCUAAUACAGGGAUUAUAGUAUCAGGGCAAGCUAACCUUCUGUCCGGGGUGCAUUGCUAUAACAAAGCAACAGGGUUUGGAGGAACCGGAAUCUAUCUGAAGUUGGCUGGUCUAACCCAAACAAGGAUCGUAAAUUCUUACUUGGAUUAUACCGGCAUUGUAGCAGAAGAUCCGGUACAACUUAUUAUUUCUAACAACUUCUUCCUAGGAGAUGCAUACAUUAAGUUUAAGUCUGUCAAGGGUGUUGCAAAUGGUGUCAAUAUCGUCGACAACAUCUUUGCAGGGUCCGGAAAUGGAAUUGACAUUGUACAAUUAGAUGGUCCCUUUGGAGAUGUUGAUCAAAUUCUAAUUGAUCGGAAUAGUGUCAAAGGGAUGAAUGCUAAGGCUACCAUAGCAAAGUCAGCAGUUCAAGGGAAUGGAAGCACCUACACUGCAGAUUUUAAUGGGAUUCUUUUGUUUCCAAAUCUCAUAAAACAUGUGCAAUACACGUUAAGUACAAGUGGGAAUGCCUUCCCUAAUUACGCUUUGCGUAAUGUGUCGCAGAAUCGGGUGGUUAUCGAGUCGAGUGUGGCUGCUCCUACAAGUGUUUAUGUCAUGGUUGAUCAAGGAUUUGGAGGUUGAUUGUAGUACCUAAUUGUUAUCUUUGGUACCGGAAAAGCCAUCAAUUUUGUUGGCUGAGUAUCAAUUAGGCUCCCAUAGUCUAGUUCAAAACAAAAAGUAUCAUUAGAUGUGGUCACUACAUCACGAGUCAUCGUUAUGCGCGAUCAAGAGUAUAAAACUGUAUUUUCUGAGCUCUUUACAAAAAAUUGUACUUAAAGAGAUGCACAUAAAUGGAAGAACUAUGGGAAGAAGCCAAGGCAUGGAGGAUUUUGUCACUAGUGGAUUUUAAGUGAGGAUUAAGGCAACCUUACUUCUUGUUUAGUUACUUCUAUAUAACAUUUAAUCACAUUCGAAACGCCUUUAUCAUGUAGAAAACACAAGAAAAAUUGUAAUGAAAUGAAAGCAUUAAUUUUCUGAGAAGUAUAGGCAAUUCAACAUAGUGAAAACAUUUUUCAACCAUCUCAAAAAAAA